Molecule: messenger RNA, 8852 nt
Organism: Mya arenaria
Lineage: Eukaryota; Metazoa; Mollusca; Bivalvia; Myida; Myidae
Exons: 9
Coding region: 146-1117 (323 amino acids)
Biological process (GO): regulation of actin filament polymerization
Cellular component (GO): actin filament; plasma membrane; cortical actin cytoskeleton
Molecular function (GO): actin filament binding
Source: RefSeq, a predicted model, not a curated record
AACACCGUAAAGUUUAGAAGGGAGGCAACUUUGAAAUUCGAUACAUUUGCUUCCGGGUUUUAAAAGGCGUGGCAUUAUCUUCCACUCUGUCGCUUAGUCAGGGAGAGAUUAUUUGUAUUUUCUUGUCGGAACAUAUUUGGCUAAAAUGAGUACAUCAGCUGAGUUUGAGAACCCCGAAGUAUUCAAAGAAGCACAGGCCUCUGUUAGGAAUGACUCUUCGGAGGACAUGUUUGUGAUUGUGUCGCACGUGGACAAUGAUCCUGCAAAACUUCAGGUGUUAAAGGUCGGACAGAAUGUGGAAGAAAUUAGAGAUUACAUGGACAGUCAACAGGUCAUGUACGUUCUGGCCCGAUACAAGAGCACCUAUGACAUGUCAACCACGGUCAAGUUUGUGUACUUCAGAUGGUUAGGUGAAGAUGUUGCGUUUACUAAGAAAGGCAAGUUUGCUGUUGUCCACGGCAGCGUUCGGGAGCGAUUCAAUCCAUACCAUCUUUCCAUUGAGACAGGGUCUGUGGACGAUUUUCAAGAGGAGAAAAUACAACAACAGCUAGAAGAAAACACAGGAAAGAAAUCCAAGGUUCUAGAGUCGACAGAAGGCCAUCAAAUGAGAGGAUUUACUGCAACAGAACUGCCAAAACGAGGCCCCGCACCUAAAUCUGGUCCCCAGGUGUCAAGCCAGGGGGCAGUAAUUGACAUCGAGGAGGAUGUUUUGGAGGCCAUCGCACAGGUGCGGUCCGACGAAAACCCCACCAAGUGGAUGGUCGCAGAAUACCAGGCUGGAAGUCCGAAGGGUCCGCUGGUGUUGACAGGAAGCGGGGAAGGCGAUAGCGGGGAAAUUCUCGAAGUUCUAGCAGAAGACAAACCCAUGUAUGCUCUAUACAGGACAACAGAUGUGGUUGACGCUAUUACUAUCGUGAAGUUUGUGUAUAUAACCUGGGUAGGCAAUGCAGUUAAACCGAUGACAAAAGCAAAAAUCUCCACACAUAAAGGCUCCCUAGAAAAGGCUUUCGGACCAUUCCAUGUUGCUAUUUUCGCAUCAGAUGAGUCAGAAAUAUCGGAAAAGGCCAUUGUUGAAAAGGUUUCUUCGGCGUCCGGGACAAAGUCGUUUGUUAAGUGAAUCUGGUGUGAUCAUUGACAUGGAAACUGACGGGUUACUAUGGAAACUGACUGAUUACAAUUAAAACUGACUACUUACUGGUUACUUCGGAAACUGACUGGUUACUAUUUAAACUGACUUGUGACUGGUUACUAUGGAAACAGACUGGUUACUUUUGAAACUGACUUGUUACUAUUGACACUGACUACUUACUGGUUACUAUGGAAACUGACUGGUUGCUUUAGAAACAAAAUCUUCAUCUUAAAUAAGUGUACUAGAGUCUCUUUGUCUCAUUUUUUGUCAAAUUACCUCAUAUUCUAUGCCAAAAAAAUGUAUUCACUAUAUAAAGGGGUUCUGGAGCGGUAUUCUUAAAACUUCUUUAGUCUUUCCUAACUUAAGUCAGUUUCUUAAAGUUUUCAUAGUCAAAUUAAAGGAAAUGUAUGUGGGGUUUUUACAUCAACAUAUUUUUUUUUUAAAUAAUGGUCAAUGAAAAUAAUGUAUUUUGUAAAUUCUUUAUUUUUUACUUCAUAUUACUAAAAAGAUACUAAAAGUAGGAAAGCGAUUUACAGCUGCACUCUCACAGAUUGAAUGUUUUGACAACUUCUUUUUUUUUUGUCUUGGAACGAGCCAAUUUUUGCGAAAAUUCAUGGUAACCAGUUACAUAAGACUGCCGACAAAAAAUUGAUCUCAGAUUUUUAUAUUUAAGUUCAAAAAAAAUUAUGCAUUUUUCUUAAACCGUAAGUAACGGUUUCUUAAACCAUUAGUAACGGUUUAAGCCAUAAAACAUUAAUUUUCGAAUGGAAAUAUGAAAAUCUAUGAUCUGAUUUUUUGUUAGCAAUCAUAAAUCAUUGGUUAGCAGAUAUUUACACAAAAAUUUGCCUUUUCCAAGGCAAAAAAUAAAAAUGUUGUAAAAGUAGUAUAUCUGUGAGAGUGCAGCUUUAAGUUAGGAAAUGACUUACCCCAUUAAAAAGAAGUGUUAUGAAUACCACCUAUGAAGUUUACAGUUAAUCCUAAAAUCAGGAUAGAAGGCUUUAAACUACGGACCACUGUACAGUUGUAAAGAUUAUGUUUUGCUUGGACAUUUGCAUAAGAGGCUAUUCCAGUAAAACAUAAAACCGACGUGGGUGGGGGGAAGGCAAUUAUUUAAAUAUUAUUAUGGGUGGGUGUCUGUUUUGGCUUAUUUGGACCCUUAAAGGGUGAAUUUGCUUCUGUAGGGGGGUGGUAUAUAAUUUUAAAAGUGCCUUCCCCCCGGGGAUUAUAUUUUUAAAUGGAAUAGCCCUAAGAAAAUUAAGGAAGUACCUUGAAAUAGAUAUAAAUGAAUUUGGAAACAAUUUGAAAAGGGUCUUAGAGCCUCUUUAUUAUGUUGAGGGACAGUUAACUUGUACUUUAAUAUGCUAUUAUCAUUGUCUUGAAAAUUUUAAUAUAAUGUAUAACAUUGGCUGUUUCUCUUCAGACAGGCAAAUUAAUAGUAUUUCUUGCAUGCAUGUGCAAUAGUGUGAACUAGAGUCAGCAAUAUUUUGGUGCACUAGAUUAUAAACAGGGUUAAAGUCAGUUUACUUAAUUUAAGAAAAUUACAUUUUAUUAAAGGGACUAGACACCAGAUGAUACAACUGCAAGGAAAAAUGAAAAUUGUCAAAAACUUAUGUAAAAAUGAAUCUUACUUACUGAUGUACACAUCGCUUAUGGCACUUGUUUCUUUUAAAGUUUUUGAGAAUCUUUCAAAUUUCGAAAUUUACUGGGUUUGUCUACCACUUAGUUACCAGUAAAUUUAAAAAUAGCGUCUGUAUAUGUUUCUGUACUAAUCACUUUACUUUCACAAGCUAAAUUUACACACUAUAAAUUAGGAAACCAAUAUGUGCUAUUUUUAACCAAGCUUACUCAGCUGAGACAAAUUUUUCAAUAUUCUCUUAAUCAUGUAAAUUGAUGUAUUAUAUGCCUCAUUCUAAGUCAUAUGGACAAUUAUAGGCUUGUUUUGAGGAAAUACUGCAUUUUCCCAUUUUUGGACCAUCUGGUGUCUAGUCCCUUUUAAGACUUGACAAGUGUUGUAAAUGUCCGAUUUAGAUGUGUGGCAGGGUGAACAGAUUUCAUAUCAAAUUUAAGAGAAAAACAAAGGUUAGAACAUUAUCAGACUAAGGCCCGAUUGAUGAGAUAUUUUUUUAAAGUUAACAAUAUUGUUAACAUCUUUGUUGUUAAUUUUCAAAUCUUAACUGUUCUGGAAGUUUAAUGGAUACUGUGGCCUUGUGAUCUGCUGUAUUUUCCAUCACGAUUUGAUGAAAUUUUAUAGGUGUGUUUGUUCAUAUUUUAACAUACCAGUACAUCAUAAAAAAAAUCACAUUUAAAAGUUAACAACAAUGUAGCAUGUUGUUAACUUUAACAAAGUUCUGAAAAAUCUGCCCUUAGAGUUAUAAUUUACAGUGUCAUUUAAAUGAACACAAGUCCAUAGGGCGAUGCAAUGUUAGCAAAAUGUUCCGAAGCUUUUUCAAUGUUAAGAUGUUGUAAAUCAGGACCUAGUCUCACUCUGUUUCAAUUUUUCAAAGGGCGAAUAUUUUGUAAAGCAUAAUUUUGAGGGCUUCUUCACCUUUUUUUUUACAUUUUGUUGACUAAUAUUCAAUAUAGUGUUUGCAAAAUCUGUCAGAUCAUGCUUGACUAGCCAAGUCUGGUAAAGUUUGAGUGGGUGGGGUAAAAAAAUAUGCCAAAUUUACUAUGAAAACUUACUAUAAUUAGGGAAAACAUCAUUAAAGAUUUUAAGAAUCAAAUUGUCUAUAAGACUGAACACAACGCAUUGGCUGGAACUGACAUGUGAAAUCAUUAUAGACACAAAAAAAAAAAAAAAAGUUAUUUCUGGAAAAAAGCUUGAAUUUUUUGGAUAUGUCUGAAUUUCUGCUUUUGUUGUUAAUGUGCCUUUGUUAAUAUAAUUUUAUGUACAUGUAUCAUAUUACUGCAUUAAAUAAAUAUGCUUUGAACAAUGUGUAGAUGGUAGUAGCUUUCUAUGUUUACACUCAUAAUUUAAGUCAUUAAAAUAAUAUGCAUUUUAGGUAAUUAGAUUGAAAACAUAAUAUUCAAAUCCAAUUUCAUGAACGUCGCUUUGGUGCACUUUGGAUACAGAAACAAAAUGGCCCAAAGUGCAAUAACCCAAUAGCUCCAUAUAGAAACAGAAGCACAAAUUGAGUUCUUGCAUUAUUGGGACUAAAAGUCAUAUUAAAUGAAGUAACCAUUUUAGAUUCAGUCUUCAGAAAUUAAAAAAUCUUUUUUCAGAAUUAUAUCAUAUCUUUGUUAUGAGUUGUUGAAAGUAAUAUGUAUUUGAAAUAAAUUGUUCACAUAAUUGUUUUUCAUUUAAGGAAUGAAUUGGGGCAAUUCAUUCCUUAUAUUUACACCAAAAGUUCAUUAUUUCAUUCAAGAAUUGUUAAAAAAAAUACUUCAUUUCAUUUAAGAAAAGCUUUCAGUAAUCCGUUCUUACCCAUUCUGUAAAUAAAACGACCCGACUGUAACCGGAAACAUUUUUUUCAAAUGACGUCACAAUAACGCGGGAAAAGAUCAACCACUUGAAAUCACUUAAAAACGUAAAAUUAAAACAAUUCUGGUACCAAUAUAUAUGAAAUAUAAUAAACUUACACUUUGAAAAAUGUUGAUCUAUAUUUUACGGGACUUGCAGACACAAUACAACCAAUAACAAGAUCAAUAGCUUUCAUGUAUAUUGUUACGAUCCGAACAUAUCCGAAGAUGUCGCGUUCAUCGAUUGAUGAACGCAAUUGCCGAAAGGCAGUUCAUUAAAGGAACGGAAGUUGAGGUGUAAAUAUACCAUUAUGAGUAGAUUUCAGGAUUUUUUUUUAAGUUUUUAAGCACUAUGUUUUUAUUUUAACAUACUAGCUCAGCAUUACUCACACAAUCUUAUGACCAUGAGAUGAUAUAUGUAUGAGAUAUAAUAUAAAGACAGCUCAAUGUAGUAGCAUUAUGUAAUAGUCGCUGUGUACACCCAUUAGCGGAGGUUUUGGAAUUAUUCAUGAUUGCUUCUGGGAGACUGUAUUAUUUCAGUGAUGAGAAAAAUGGGUCAUUAAGUAUUAACUGUUUUGUACCAUUUUAUAAAAGGACAUAAUGUUCAAUAACCCGAGAGUGUAUAAGUGAUUCACCCAUAAUCUGAGUUUUUGGAAUUAUUCACGAUCGCCUCUGCAAGGGCGUAUUAUUUCAAUGAUAAGAAAAAUGGAUGAAGUAGCUGUUUUGUACAAUUUUGUAAAGGACAUUUUUCAAUAACUACUGUGUGCAUAAGUGUAUUAAGUUGUUUAACUUAUCCACAUGUUUCAAGACUUAUUGUACAGUUUAGCUCCGCCUUCUUUUUACUGUUCUGAUAUGGGAAUUAAUGUAUAGACAAAAAUACAACAUGGUACAAUGUGUGUUAUGAAGUAGAUAUUUUAAGACUGAUAAAAAAUGUAAACCAUAAUUAUAUUAAACUGCAUUAUCUUUGUUUUAAUUCAGUAUGAUCAUUAUUAUUCUAAGAAUUCAUGUAAUACUGUUUAUAAUAGCAUACUUUGGAUUGUUUUUAGUGAUCAAAUUGUUACGGGUUGAUCACCUGAUAAAUUACUGGGAGAUUUAAAACAUAAAAAAUGCUUAUAUAUGUGCCUUUAUAUGAUACUGUCUAGUCAUAAUUUAGCUUGUCAAGUUUAUAAAAAGAGAAAGAGUUGAUGUAUUGUCAUAUCCCUGGCAACUUUUUCAUUGGCAUUAACUCAUGUUAAACUUUGUUUGCCGGCGUACCCAUAUUUGACCUUUAUUGCUGGCAUACCCAUUUAUAACCUUUUUUGUCUGCAUACCCAUAUUUAACCCUGCAAAACUCCAAAACCUUAAAGAUAUUCCAAAUUGAAUGUUUAAACUUGCUACAAGUGUUGCCAGAUAAAAUACACACUCAUACUGAAAGGCAGAUAACUCUUUCUUUACUAAUUGUUGAGUUAUGCCCCUUUUUAUAUUAAAAAUCACCAACAAAGUUGAUGGUUGCUUGCUUCCCGGCACUUUUGUAUAGCAUAGGCCUUAUUUAUUACAAUUAAAGCACAUUAAAGGCAACCAUCCCUGAGAGAAGUUUUAAUUCUGUAUGUAAAUAAAUGAACAUUUGAACAAAGUGUUAGAUGCACGUGUUCUUAUUUGUAGUGUUGGGAAUCGGUUCCAGUUCGACUAUCGAUAAUGGGUUCCCCUCAAGUUACCAAUUAUCAAUAGAACAAUCGUUUUUUUACACCUUUGGAUACCUUAAUUGUAGUUUUAUUAUUGUUUAAUAACUCUUAAUGCUUAAGUUAUGUGCAUGUCUGAAAUUAUUUAGUGCUGUUGUUGCUUUUGGCCAUAUUGUCAACAAUAACAACUUUAAACACUUCUAAAUGUAAAAAAUGAACUCAAAGGAGAAAACUUACGGUAAUUUACUGUAAGGACAAAAAACGUUUAUUGAAACGGCCCCCCAGGGCACUAAUUUCUUGCCACAACAGGGUUAUUUGCCUUUAAACACUCGCCAGUUGUCCUGCAAAGAAAUCAAAUUUCAUAUCAGCUUGUACACCUUAUAAUUAUAUUAAUGAAAUGUAUGUGUUCAAAUGACAUGGCGCCAUUGUAUUUAAACGCAUUUAAAAUAGUUAUACUUAUAUGAACAAAAUUGCGUGUUAACAAACUUGUGCAUGUGUUAUGAUAAGAUCAAAAUUGUAUUACAAAAACAUGAUCCAUUUGUUGGUUAUGGUUAAACGUUUGUUAUCAGUUUUGUUGUUGAUUGUUAACUGUUGUAAUAAACGUUCCACUUUUUUUCGAGUGGUAACAUCCACGGUUAAAUUCUAUAAUAAUUGUUUAUGUAUUAAUUGAAUAGUUGAAUUUAAUUUCAAUUCUAUGAAAAGACUUGAUUGGACAGGGUUGGUAUCGCAAAAAAUCAAUCCUGACUUUACAUUUGAUUAGUUUUUUAGCAAAUCUUUGAAUGAAGGGAUCACAAAAGUUGCAAUGAUAAUAUAUAAGAAAUAAUCAUUAAAACAAAAUUAAUUCGGGCAAAACAGCUAAAAAAAGAUUUUUCCCAUAGAAAAUAAAACCUUUUACCCCGUGACUCGCCAAAUUUAAAACAACUCUUUGGAUAUGAUAUGAAUCUAAACAACUUUUAUUUAAGCUUCACUCUCACAGAUUUACCCUUUUUACAACUUUUGUAUUUUUUGUCUUGGAAAUGGCAAAUUUUUGCGUAAAUAUCUCCAAACCAAUGAUAUAAGAUUGCUGACAAAAGAUCAGAUCGCAGUUUUUCAUAAUUCCGUUUGUAAAUUAAUGUUUUAUGGCUUAAACCGUUACUAACGGCUAAAGAAAAAUGCAUAAAACAUCAGUUUUUGAACUUAAAUGUAAAAAUCUGCGAUCUAUUUUUUUGUCAGCAGUCUUAUAUAACUGGUUUACAUGGAUUUUCUCAAAAUUUGGCUCGUUCGAAGACAAACAAUAAAAAAGUCUGUGAGAGUGCAGCUUUAACAAUCAAUUUGCCCCUUUUUAACUAUGAAGUGGACUUUAAAUCUGAUGAAUGUUUUAAUCAAAGUGUUAUGUUGAUAUUGUUUUGCUUUGUGAAUGUUAAUUUUUCUUGUGAUUUUGUCUGAAUUAUGACUUGAUGUGUAACAUCUUUGUUUUAUGUUUUUUUUCUCUCUGAAUAUUUUUAUUAGACCAGCUUUUUGUGUAUUUCUUCGCGUAUGACAUACAAACCAAUUGUACAAUAAUAUUGUAAUUGGAGGAUAUUACAAUUAUGGUCAUUCAAUGCAGCAUUUAUUAAACAAGUAUGAAUUGAAUGACCACAAUAUUUAAUGAUAUUCUAUUAACAUCAAUUUGUCACCCUAGUGCAAUAACACAAUAACUGCAAAUAGAAAUAGAAGCAGAUAUUGAGUUCUUGCAUUAAGGUAAAAAUGUUAUGUACCAAGUUGAUUUUUUACAGCGCUAAAUACAUAAAACGGCACUUAAUAAUGAGUGCACAGUCAUUUUCAAUGCCAUAAAACUGUCAAACGUUAUAACACUAAGUUAUGGAUCAAAACUAUAUAUUGACGUUAUUUUAUGAUGUUUAUGUACAAGAUCUGAUUGAAGGAAUUUUGUUUUUUGUCCGUUAUAAUUAAUGUUAGUUACCGUAUAUUUAACCGACUACACUUGAUCUAUUACCAGGGGCCAUGAUUACGAAACGGUCUCAAGUCCAAGUCUAGACUCAGACUCAGACUCAGAAAAACAUUUUUAUUAAAUUUGUAAUAAAGAAUCAUUUUUAUUCCAUUGAAUAUCGUUUUACAAAAAUAAAUGAAAUGUACAAUUUUGAAUAGUAAUAAAAUUCGGCAAUUGUCAUAAUCAAAAUUCAACUAGAAAGAUAGUUACAAUGUGGUAAAGAUUUGCAAUAUUGCCACUUGAGCGUACUAAAAAAAGUGGUAAAAACGGUAAAUCUGUGAGAGUGCAGCUUUUAGACUUGAAACUGUUUGUAAUCAUGGCCUCAGAGCUGUUAUCCAACAAAAAACCUUUCCAGUUUAUUUUUUGAACAACAAAACACAUGACUUUGUAUUGUAAUUUAUUACUAUUCCAGCUGUCUUGCCCUAUGUAUUAUGUUGUAUGUGGUAUAUUCCAUACAGUCCUGUAUUGUCUAAAAUGUUGGGACCAACCUGAUCUGAAUUUGUGAUGUAUACAUUUUGUAUUCAAGAUCUGUAGACCAAAAUUAGCUUUUUACAACAAGAUUAGCUUUUUACAAUUACAAUCUCUGAUUUAUAUUUUGUUCUUAUUUUUAUAUUGUGAAGAAUUAAAAUUUUAAACUGUG